AUUUUUAUAGAAUAAUAUUUAAAUGUUACAUUUGGGUUUAAAAUGCUUACAGUAUACGCAAAGUAGCAAUACUCGAUUACUCGAUGUAUAUUUACUACUAAAUCGUGCUUAUUACAUUCGUUGAUAAAGAAAUCAGAGAGGUAUUAUUACAGGCGCCGAGAUACCUUAGACAGCUACCCCACCGUACGGCCCUGUCGUGAAAAGCAAGAGCUGCGCGCGCAGAUCCCGCAAGCGUACGUAGACAUGGACGAAGUGGGAACGAGGCAAGAGUGGGAAAGAAAUAGUCGGUGGUCUCGUGUAGCUGCGCGCGCGCGCGUGUGUGUGUGUGUGUGUGUGUGUGUCGAGUACCUUGCGUAUCACGGCAUACGGCGUGCACACUUUCGAGAUACGUUCGUGUUUACACGAAAAUAAGUUCACUUGUAUCGCGCGCGCACGAGAGCGUGUGUAAAAACGAUACCCGCGCCUCGUCUUCGUUCACUACCGGAUAGGUAGCUACGAUAGAAAAACACGGAAAGUAGAAAGGGCCGCAGAGAGGAGGGCCCGUAUCAAACCGGCGGCAUAACGCGUAAUCGAGGAUUUUUGGAAUCGGUAUCUCGUCGAAGCGAACUUUACGGAACGAACUGUACAACGACGAGGUGAAACGCGAGUGUGUGUCCGUCUGUCUGUCUGUCUGCCUGCCUGUACUUUAUAGAAGUGAGGCGGGACGGAGGGGGCGUGGUGAGGUGUGGUGAGGGGCUGUACGGUGAGGUGCGGGGUGCGGUGAGGUAAGGUGAGCGGCGAACGGAGCCGAAAGAGAGCGAAUAGAGUAAAGUGACCGAGCGCAACUUCGGUGAGAGGACGCGCCGUCGUUUACGGACCAAUUGAAACAAGACGUGAGGCGUUAUUGCCGGGUUUGUGAUUAAACAGUGAAAGAACUCGACAAAAAGAAAAGGAGAACAAAAUACGGCAAAGUGAGCUAUCGUACCGGGGGGCGGGAGAGAAAGAAGAGCGCAAAGUCUGCAAACGAUGACGACGCGCGUUCGUUCCGCGGUCAUGCGUCCGCAAUUCGCCGAGCCAUGAUGCGGAAUACUGUAUCUAGUUAAUCUAGUAUAGGCUGCUGGCCGCGGCUGUGGCACGACGUGUUCGUGACGUGUGUGCGACCGAAAGUUAAAACGAUCUCGUUUCUUUACUUUGUCGCUUCUUUUACGUUGAACGAGUGCGCGCGCGCGCGCGCGUGUUGUGCGUGUGUUUGUUUGUGUACGCGCGCGUGUGUGUGUAUGUGUGUGUGUGCGCGCGCGAACGUUUUUCUACAUCGUUCCUUCGGAGACCGAGAGAAACAAAAAGAAAAAAUAAAAUAAAAAAAGAACAAAAAACAAAAAAGUCGACGGGUACGUUUGGGUUCUUCCUUGUUCACCGUUCCCGUGCGGGAUUCGCGGUGGUGUCGGACAUUGCUGGCUGGGACGAUACGGUGGUUCUGUUUACACUGGAAAAAUUGACAGUCUUCGAGGAUGUACGCGAAGGGGAAGGGGGCCACGGUACCCUCGGACAGUCAAGCGAGAGAAAAAUUAGCCUUGUACGUGUACGAGUAUUUAUUGCAUAUUGGCGCACAAAAAGCAGCACAGACAUUCUUAUCAGAGAUACGAUGGGAAAAGAAUAUCACUCUCGGGGAACCACCUGGAUUUUUACACUCUUGGUGGUGUGUAUUCUGGGAUCUAUAUUCUGCAGCACCAGAGCGACGAGAUUCUUGCGAACACAGCAGCGAGGCCAAAGCUUUCCAUGACUAUGGCUUUGUGAACAGCGGUUAUGGAGUCAAUGGCAUUGCUCAUAAUGCUGGUCCGGCGCCUUCUCCCAUAGGACAAAUGCCACCAAACGAUGGCAUGCCUGGUGGUCCAAUGCCCUCUGCAUUCUUUCCAAACAACUCGACAAUGCGACCAUCUCCGCCCACACACCCCUCAUCACAGCCAUCCCCCCAGCACCCCCAGCCACCCCCGCCCCCACACUCGCAGAUGAUGUCCACUCAGUUCAUGGGUCCGCGAUACCCUCCUGGACCAAGACCUGGAGUACGUAUGCCACAAAUGGGAAAUGAUUUCAAUGGGCCACCGGGACAACCAAUGAUGCCAAAUAGUAUGGAUCCCACUAGGCAAGGCGAAGCUGGAGAAUUUGUAGGGUGGCAAGCUCCUCCAGGCAUGAAUCCUAUGAACCCAAGGAUGAAUCCUCCAAGAGGACCUGGAAUGGGUCCGAUGGGACCAGGAAGUUACGGCCCUGGAAUAAGAGGACCACCUCCUAACAGUAGUUUAGGUCCAGGAGGUCCAGGAGGUCCUGGAAUGCCACCGAUGAGUAUGGCUGGACCAGGCGGUAGACAACAAUGGCAACCUAACACAUCCACGCCAAUGAAUUAUUCGUCAUCAUCACCAGGUAAUUAUGGAGGACCACCGGGAUCAACGGGUCCUCCAGGCCCAGGAACACCAAUUAUGCCCAGUCCGCAAGAUAGUAGUAAUAGCGGUGGCGAAAAUAUGUACACCAUGAUGAAACCUGUACCUGGAGGAAAUAUGCCUGGUGACUUUCCGAUGAGUGGCGGACCAGAGGGUGGUCCAAUGGGCCCAAUGGGACCGAACACAAUGGGUCCUGUUUUAAAUGGUGAUGGUCUUGACGGAAUGAAAAACAGUCCAGCUAACGGUGGCCCUGGAACACCACGAGAAGACAGUGGAAGUGGAAUGGGUGACUAUAAUCUGGGUGGUUUUGGAGGUCCUGGAGAAAAUUUUUUUUAAAAAGUCAAGUCGCCUUGGAGUCCAGCCUCGAGAUUCGUAGAUGCCGUUAAUUUCCCGGUUAAUCACGCAAUGUGGAAAGGAUCAUACGCAAAACGCUGCGUUUUACAAUGCGCACGGUACGAUCGGCACGUGGUACAUGCGCGGUUCGUAACGUUUCGUCAGAAUGGCUCAACCACGAUGUUAUUCUCAUUCGUGGCAAGAUAUAUAAAACGAAAGAAAAAGCAAAAGAAAAUGAUUAAACAGAAAGAAGGCAAAAGAAAAAAAAAAAAAGAACGUUCGUGACAACGCACCGGCCGAUGUACGUUCGUUAAUUAAGUGCUCGUAAUCGGUUAGAUUAGCAUUUAAGCGAUCAUUACGCUGUUAUUACGAAACUAUGAUACUCGAUCGUCAUUACUACAUGCGCGUCCGCCCGCGCGCGUAACAUACCUAUAUGAAUUUUAAAAGUAUAUAUAUAUA
Hylaeus anthracinus is the source of this 3203-nucleotide messenger RNA. It is a transcript of the gene Ssdp, whose product is annotated as single-stranded DNA-binding protein 3. The coding region runs from base 1488 to 2747 and encodes 419 amino acids. NCBI's taxonomy places the organism in Eukaryota, Metazoa, Arthropoda, Insecta, Hymenoptera, Colletidae. Gene Ontology annotation, biological process: positive regulation of transcription by RNA polymerase II. The record is from RefSeq and is a predicted model, not a curated record. The transcript has 14 exons. Gene Ontology annotation, molecular function: single-stranded DNA binding; protein binding. Gene Ontology annotation, cellular component: nucleus.